This is a messenger RNA of Cylicocyclus nassatus, 1561 nucleotides long. Lineage: Eukaryota; Metazoa; Nematoda; Chromadorea; Rhabditida; Strongylidae. The record is from the annotation of a GenBank genome assembly.
AUGGCUUUGAGGGCUAAGUCACAGCGUGCUUACAGACUAGUUCCUGAAAUCAAUCAAGAGGUCGUUCUAUGCGGUUGGCGUAUGGGAAAUUGUUGCUGCGGUCAGCGGCCGACCAACGACUCACCGCCUUCUCUGUCGCAAUUUUCCAUUAUUCGAAGCAUAGGUCGAGGAGCUUUUGGCAAGGUUUGUAUUGUACAACAACGUUCCAGCAAGAAAUAUUUUGCGCUUAAAUACAUGAGCAAAAGACGCUGCAUAGAUAAAGGCGUGGCCGGAAACGUAUUACGUGAGCUGAGCCUGCUGCGGAAGAUAUCUCACCCGUUUAUUGUGAAUCUAUGGUAUACAUUCCAGGAUCGCGAUUAUAUGUACAUGGUUACGGAUCUAUUGCUUGGCGGUGACCUGCGAUAUCAUCUCAAUCAGCAGGGAAAGUUCGCCGAAGAUAGAUCGAAAUUGUACAUGUGCGAAAUUUCGUUAGCUAUUGAUUAUCUUCACGGGAAAGGUAUCAUGCACAGGGAUAUCAAACCAGAGAAUAUUCUGCUAGAUGAACAAGGCCAUGCCCAUUUAACCGACCUCAAUCUUGCUACUCAACUUGAAGAGAACAAGCUUGCUACCUCAUACUCAGGAACCCGACCCUACAUGGCGCCUGAAGUCUAUGCAUGUGCUCUGGGUUUGAUUGAUGGCUACGAUCUGAGAGUGGAUUGGUGGUCGUUAGGAGUAACAUUUUAUGAAAUGAUGCGUGGUAGGACACCUUACGAAUUUAGCCCUCAUUUUACUGCCGAACAGGUUUUGCUAUUGAUACGCGAGAGUUAUGUGCCAUUUCCGGCUCAUUGGCCAUCAGAUCUAUUGAGCUUUCUACGACUUUUGCUUCAUCCUUCACCUGAUGGUAGAAUAGACUCGUUAACUGCUAUUAAACGGCAUCCUUACACUGCUCGUAUAGACUUUGCCAGCGUUCUUGCCAGACGUGCUGCCCCAGUAUUUGUGCCUUGUAAUGAGGGUCUCAAUUGUGACCCCAUGUAUGAAUUAGAGGAACGUAUUAUUGCUUCUACUCCCAUUCAUCGACGGCGCCAUGAUAGAAAUAAUAGAAGGCGAUAUGAUGAAACUGACGCACUUAGGGAGAUCUCAGAGGCGUUCAUAGAAUAUUCUCGGCCGGAAGCGCUUGCGAAUGGGACACCAGCAUCGCGAAGGUGACCGGACCAGCCGCAACUGUUAUAUUUCUAGCUCACAUACUCAAAACAUUUCAAAAUUAUGAUUCGGUCCUCAGUUGUUGAGUAAUAUCAUUAUGUUGGUGCUGUAUGAUGUAUUGCUGACAUAUUGCGCUCAUUUUGUGCUCUUCUAUGCUGACAAUGCUAAUCACCAGACAGUGUAUUCAGUAUGAGACAUUUAUUUGGCAAUUUUCACUCAACCAACUUCUCUUGAUCAUAGAUCGAUAUUAUAUUUCAUGGUUUAUCUGUUGAAGUUCAAGCAUUUUACAGACAAUGGACAGCUGCGCCACUCAGGUGGUCAUCUAUUUAGGCUUGGGUCGUAUACGGCCGCCUCGCUUGGACUCUGAGCCCAUCUUGCUAUG